GCCAAAUUUAUGAGUGGGAUAUUUGAGAGAAAAGAAAAAUAAAGAAAACAGGAGAGAGAGAAAAGAGGGAAGCCCUAGCUCCAUCAUCUUUUUUUCUCCUCUUCUCCCCUUGUGACCGGCGACCAUCCACCUCUUCUAACUCAGCUUUUUUUUUGGCGGGCGAGCUUCGGGCGGCGACGACUAACACGAAUUCACGUUGACACGAGCAAACAUCACUCGUUCAAGGUGUUACUCACGUACCCACCCUCUCUCUCUCCCUAACUUUUGACAAGUGUUGUGGCGGUGAAACCCACGAAUCAGGUGUUCAAUGCCAAUUUGAUUCUCAAAGAUAGCUCAGUGGGUCUUUAUGGUCGAAGCGUAACCUAGCAGAUGCGACGCCCAUGAGACGGGAACCCUCUCUGUACACCUUCGCAUCAAUGUUUCUCCAUUUCGGCAGGUUUUGGCACUGAUCCACACUUACGUUGGCUUCAAAUUGGUGUACCCAUAUCGUCUAAGGUUUAUUCGGGCGUUUUUGGACACCAACUAGCAAGGUUUAGACCCUCUGUGGUAAGAUUGGUUUGAAGUCAUGGAAACUGGGGACUCUGCUCCCCCUUCCCUUGGUCCUCGCUAUGCACCAGAUGACCCUACUCUUCCGAAACCUUGGAAGGGAUUGAUUGAUGGGAGCACUGGACUAUCAUACUACUGGAAUCCUGAAACCAACGUUACUCAGUAUGAGAAGCCAGUCUCUUUGCCACCACCAUUACCGCUUGGUCCUCAUCCUGGUGUCUCUAUUUCCAAGCCUACUUCAAUUCCUGAGGCUCAUUCAAUGCCAUCAAGUGGCACAGUGGCACCUCAUGUACAACAAAAUCAUUACAACAUCCCUCAACAAGAUGGCCAAUUAAACAACCAGCUUUCUCAACAACCUGGUCAUCUGAUCUCACAACAGCACAGUUCUGUUGCCAGUCAAGUAGCUGUUAAUCACCAUCCUGGCAUGCAAAUGGCUCCAGAUGGGCGACAGCAUGGCUCGCAACCGAACCAAGUCAUGCAGCAGCAGGGGGUGUUUGGAAUGUCAUCACAGCAUAUUGGCCAACAGCAGGUCAUGCAUCAAGGUCAGAACAUGGCUCAUGCAAAUCAACAAAUGUCUCAACAUCCUAACCAGCAACCCCUGCAGAAUCCAGGACAAGCCUUACAGAAUCCAGGGCAACAAAUGCCACAACCAUCGGUCCAGCAUUUAGGACAGCCAAACAUGCAAAAUCCGAAGCCAUUAGUUGGGCAGCCUCAAGGUCCACAAUAUGGUCAGCAGCAGCUUCAAUAUAUCGGUUAUCAGCAAAGCCUACAUCCAAACGUGCAGCAAAAUUCACAGCAGCAAGUUCAACAAAGUCCUUUAGUCCAGCCAUUUGGUAAUCACCUCGAGCAGAAGCCGGCUUUUCUGAAGAGAGAUGAGGAGAAUAUCCAGUCUGGAAACCAAGUUGGAUUUCCUUCUUCCCAGUUUCAACAAAGUGGUGGCACCCCAUCCAUUCAUAACAUACAUUCGGGAACAAAUUCUUCUCAAAUGCAACAACUGGGUACAUUUGGUAGCUCUCCGGGAAACAUGCAACAGCAACUCCCUGUUGGUCAAGUGCAGCAUGCAAGUACUGAAUUGACUCAUCGCCAUCAUCAUUCUAGAUUCCAAGAUCAAAUGGGCCCAGCUGUGAUGCAGGGGCAGCAACCUGUUGCUGAAAAUUUGCCAGGCAGAGGUGGAAAUGAAUAUUACUUUGGCAGGAAUGAGGGGUCUGGCAUUGGUCCACAUCAGCCAAGGCUUGCAGCAAUACCAAUGGCAAGGAGCCAGCAGGACACAAGGAUGAGUGGUCUCCCAUUUCCAACUGCGGCACCUGGUCAUCCUAGUGGGACAAAUUUUCCAGCUGGUCCCGCACAUAAUUUGUACAGCCAUGGAUCUGGUAGUCUGACACUGUCAAAUAAUGCAUUGAUGGGCCCUACUCAUAUUGGAGCUUCAGAUGUUACUAAUAUGUCACCUGUUGAAGUUUAUCGUCAACAGCAUGAAGUAACUGCCUCGGGUGAUAAUGUUCCAGCUCCGUUCAUGACAUUCGAGGCUACUGGCUUCCCUCCGGAGAUACUGAGAGAGAUAUAUUCUGCUGGUUUCUCAUCUCCUACGCCAAUUCAAGCACAAACAUGGCCCAUUGCCCUGCAAGGUCGGGACAUAGUUGCCAUUGCUAAAACAGGGUCUGGGAAAACUCUGGGCUAUUUGCUUCCUGCCUUCAUUCUUCUGAGGCAGUGCCGAAAUAACCCUCAAAAUGGACCGACUGUGUUGGUUCUGGCUCCUACUAGGGAGCUUGCUACUCAAAUACAAGAUGAAGCCAUUAAAUUUGGGAGAUCUUCUCGGGUUUGUUGUACGUGCUUGUAUGGUGGAGCCCCAAAAGGUCCUCAAUUAAAAGAGUUAGAUCGAGGUGCUGAUAUUGUGGUGGCUACUCCUGGACGGCUUAAUGAUAUACUUGAAAUGAAGAUGAUCAACUUUAGGCAAAUUUCACUGCUUGUGCUUGAUGAAGCUGAUCGGAUGCUUGACAUGGGAUUUGAACCCCAAAUUAGGAAAAUUGUGAAUGAAAUACCACCACGUAGACAAACUCUUAUGUAUACAGCAACCUGGCCCAAGGAAGUAAGAAAAAUAGCAAAUGAUCUUCUCGUCAAUUCUGUCCAGGUGAAUAUUGGUAGGGUCGAUGUACUUGCUGCUAACAAGGCUAUCACACAGUAUGUUGAAGUCGUUCCACAGAUGGAAAAACAGAGACGGUUGGAGCAGAUCCUUAGAUCCCAAGAACGGGGGUCCAAGGUAAUAAUUUUUUGUUCCACAAAGAGGUUGUGUGAUCAGCUUUCACGGAAUCUUGGGCGUGGUUUUGGGGCUGCUGCAAUUCAUGGGGACAAAUCACAGGGGGAGCGUGAUUGGGUAUUGAACCAGUUUCGCAGUGGGAAGUCUCCCAUACUAGUUGCUACUGAUGUUGCUGCUCGUGGGCUUGACAUCAAAGAUAUAAGAGUGGUGAUCAACUAUGAUUUUCCAACUGGAAUUGAGGACUAUGUUCACCGAAUUGGAAGAACUGGGAGGGCUGGAGCAACCGGAGUAGCGUAUACAUUCUUCUCUGAACAGGAUUGGAAAUUUGCUGCUGAUUUGAUAAAAGUACUUGAGGGGGCUGAGCAGCCUGUGCCUCCCGAGUUGCAAAAUAUGGCUAUGCGUGGUGGGCCAGGUUUUGGAAAGGAUAGGGGUGGGAUGGGUCGUCAUGAUGCAGUUAUGGGUGGCAGUCGCUGGGAUUCAGGAGGGCGAGGUGGCAUGAGCAAUGGCGGGUUUGGUGGCCGUGGUGGUGCAAGAGAUGGAGGGUUUGGUGGCCGUGGUGGGAUGAGAGAUGGUGGGUUUGGUGGUCGUGGUGGGAUUAGAGAUGGUCCUGGUGGACGAGGUGGGAGAGGCGAUUUCUUUUCCAUUCGGGGUAGAGGACGCGGUUUUGGUGGUCCUCCUGGUGGUCAUGUUGGUUGGGGAAGGGGUGAUCGUGGUGGCCCACAUAAUAGGUUCAAUGGUGUAGAUGGACGUGGUCAUGGACGCGGACAGGGUCGAUUUGAUAACAGAAGAGACCUCAGUAAUAGAAGUAGAGGCAGAAGUUACAGUCGUAGUCCUGAAAGAGUCCGAACAUGGGGUUACAGCCCAAGUCGCAGUGGUAGCCGUAGUUGCAGUAGUAGAAGUUGGAGUCGGAGUCGAAGUCGAAGUCAUAGUCGUAGCAGGAGUAGAAGCAGGAGCCGUAGUUGGGCUCGCCGAAGCCGUAGUCGUAGCCGUAGCCAGGAUAAUAACAAACGACCACGUGUCCGAAACUUCGAUAAAAAAGACAACCCACCUCUCGAAUCAGUAGGUGCAGCAUCUCCUGACACACAAAAGAACCGUUUUGAAGAGCAAGAAGAUGCGAGGCAGCUUGCUCCAAUGCCCGGGAGCAAUAAUAUGGAGGCAAUGAAUCCAGAAAACGGAGAUACGAUUGAUCAAACUGUUAAUGCAGGAGCCCAAAGUAAUAUGAAUGAAUCUGAAUGAAUGAUGGGCGGGCGGCUUUUGGUUUUGAUAUAUUCGCUAUUCAAUAUCUUUUGAAAAUUCUUUGCAGGUAAAUCAAAGCAAUAUAUAUGAAGGUUUAAUGAAGGUGGUGGGGGAUUUGAGGGAUCUUUACAAUUUACAAUUGAUGUAUGAAUAUGCUGUCUCUUCUAGCAAUUAGCAUAUUAAUUGAUAGUUUUUAAAAACAAUCAUGUUUUUUUUUUCUUAAUGCCAUGGAGGAAUUAUUUGUAUCUGGGGUUCCAUAAAAUAUUUUUUAAAGUUAAAUAUAUUUUUUUUUUAUACA
This is a messenger RNA of Cucumis melo (muskmelon), 4331 nucleotides long. RefSeq names its product DEAD-box ATP-dependent RNA helicase 46-like. Gene Ontology annotation, molecular function: RNA helicase activity; protein binding; RNA binding. The coding region runs from base 566 to 4033 and encodes 1155 amino acids. NCBI's taxonomy places the organism in Eukaryota, Viridiplantae, Streptophyta, Magnoliopsida, Cucurbitales, Cucurbitaceae. The record is from RefSeq and is a predicted model, not a curated record. The transcript is spliced from 8 exons. Gene Ontology annotation, cellular component: cytoplasm; ribonucleoprotein complex; nucleus.